Vanessa tameamea is the source of this 984-nucleotide messenger RNA. RefSeq lists its product as uncharacterized. Bases 90 to 962 code for a protein of 290 amino acids. Lineage: Eukaryota; Metazoa; Arthropoda; Insecta; Lepidoptera; Nymphalidae. The record is from RefSeq and is a predicted model, not a curated record. The transcript is spliced from 8 exons.
UUUUUUUACAACAUUAAUAGCACAACAAAAACUUGUUACAUUGUUAAAAAUACAUUUGUUUAUGAUUAAAACUUUUGAAAAAACAAGCUAUGUACCGUCAGACUGGAAAGAGUUGGGUGUCUUCGAAUCUUGGGAGUUACCUACUGUUGUCCAAGUUCAAAAAUAAAAAACCUCAAACAAAGAUAUAUGAACAGAUUGAAAAAGGCUUGAGAGACACAGGACAAUUUAAAACGGAAAGUAAGAUAUUUUACACAGAUCAUAAUAAUUUAAAUGAAUUUAAUGAUGUGCAAGAUGCUAUUGAGAUAGACCAUAAGAACAAAGAAAAUAUUAUAAAAGAUAUAUCAUCGAUUUUAAAUAAUGUUAAUUUUAAAGAUUUCACUAUUUCAAUAUUGAAACCUGAAAAUAAAUAUAUUUUAACUAAUAUCAGUACUUAUAAGAAUAAGUGGAACAGAAUUGAUAACUUAAGCGGUUCUAUUAUGAAAGUUUACAAUUCUUUUAAUUAUACAGAAGAUAUCAAAUACGAAGCUAGGCUUUUAGAGUUACCAAUGCCUGAUGAUUUUAAACUAGUGAUAAUAACACCUAACGAAGUAGAUGUGCUAUGCAAUUUAUUUAAUAAAUUAACAAGUCAUGGUUUGACAGUGGCUAUUGGCAGUAUACAGCCACUUUUUACUUCUAUCUGUGAACUUCAAGCACCACAUAUUAAAUUUUCUUCUACCUUUGAUACAUUACAGCAUAUCACUAACAUUGACUAUAAUUUAGCGAAAUCAGAAUACGGAAAUGUGAAAAUUGAUGAAAAAGGAGUUUCAAUCAAAGUCUGUACUUAUAUGUUUCCCUCUAAUACUCGACCAAGAGAAUGUUCGAAACUGGAAUUUAACAAUCUGAAAAACACAUUCUUUUUCGGACUGAUAUUUAAAGACACGCCCAUUUUUACUGGACAGUACGUUAAUGUAACCAAGAGUUAAACAAUAAAACACUAUUAAUAAA